Messenger RNA from Molossus molossus (Pallas's mastiff bat), 1751 nucleotides. It is a transcript of the gene HSD3B7, whose product is annotated as hydroxy-delta-5-steroid dehydrogenase, 3 beta- and steroid delta-isomerase 7. NCBI's taxonomy places the organism in Eukaryota, Metazoa, Chordata, Mammalia, Chiroptera, Molossidae. The transcript is spliced from 7 exons. Gene Ontology annotation, biological process: steroid biosynthetic process. The coding region runs from base 76 to 1185 and encodes 369 amino acids. The record is from RefSeq and is a predicted model, not a curated record. Gene Ontology annotation, molecular function: 3-beta-hydroxy-Delta5-steroid dehydrogenase (NAD+) activity.
CUGGCCGGAAACUAAAGAAGACCAGCUCCUCCAGUGGCUAGUUUGGGCACCCUGGGACUGUGGCUGCAGCAGGACAUGGCAGACUCUGCACAGGCCCAGACGCUGGUAUACCUGGUCACAGGUGGCUGUGGCUUCCUUGGGGAGCAUGUGGUUCGAAUGCUGCUGCAGCAGGAACCCCGGCUCCGUGAGCUGCGGAUCUUUGACCUGCACCUGGGUCCCUGGCUGGAGGAGCUGAAGACAGGGCCAGUGCAGGUGACUACCAUCCAGGGGGAUGUGACCCAGGCCCAGGAGGUGGCAGCAGCUAUGACUGGAGCCCAUGUGGUCAUCCACACAGCUGGGCUGGUGGAUGUGUUUGGGAGGGCCAGUCCUGAGACCAUCCAUGAAGUCAACGUGCAGGGCACGAAGAACGUGAUUGAGGCUUGUGUGCAGACUGGAACACGGUUCCUGGUCUACACGAGCAGCAUGGAAGUUGUGGGGCCCAACGUCAAAGGCCACCCCUUCUAUAGGGGCAAUGAGGACACCCCAUAUGAAGCAGUACACAGACACCCCUAUCCUUGCAGCAAGGCCCUAGCUGAGCAGCUGGUCCUGGAAGCCAAUGGGAGGAAGGUCCGUGGGGGGCUGCCCUUGGUGACAUGUGCUCUGCGUCCCACUGGCAUCUAUGGUGAAGGCCACCAGAUCAUGAGGGACAUCUACAACCAGGGCCUGCGCCUGGGAGGCCGGCUCUUCCGGGCCAUCCCAGCCUCUGUGGAGCACGGACGGGUCUAUGUAGGCAACGUGGCCUGGAUGCACGUGCUGGUGGCCCGGGAGCUGGAGCAGCGAGCGGCUGUAAUGGGGGGCCAGGUAUACUUCUGCUACGACAAAUCACCCUAUAAGAGCUAUGAGGACUUCAACAUGGAGUUCCUGGGCCCCUGUGGACUGCGGCUGGUGGGCACUCGCCCGCUGUUGCCCUACUGGCUGCUGAUGCUUCUAGCUGCCCUCAAUGCCCUGCUGCAGUGGCUGCUGCGGCCGUUGCUGCUCUAUGCACCCCUGCUCAACCCAUACACACUGGCCAUGGCCAAUACCACCUUCACCGUCAGCACCAACAAGGCUCAGCGCCAUUUUGGCUACAAGCCUCUGUUCUCAUGGGAGGAGAGCCGGACCCGCACCAUUCGCUGGAUGCAGGCCAUGGAUAGUUCAGCCCAGUGACAGUGGCGCUGAGGCCUAGAGCCCAGUGUAGCACAUCCAUCUAGGCCCAGAGCACUCAAACCCUGGAUAGGGAGGGAAGGCUGCCUUCUAAGCUGGAGGGUCUGGUGCAGACUGGCUGCCCUAGACUCUCAUGUUAAAUCCACGAGCACUGAGUCUGUGUCCUGAUGCCUCAAGGUCAAUGGCAGGAGCAUCUUCAUUCUCAACCCAGGCCUGACCACUGGUUGGCUGGCUGGUUGGCGGGGGGCUCAUUUUCUUGAUAUUCUCAACUGCCAUCCCAUCAUUGGCUUUUCAAGCUGAAAGUGAGUACCACGCAGGGUCCUCAGGCCUGGAUUCAGAGGGAAGAGGCUUUCUGGCUCUUCAGGCCUCCUUUGUCCCUCAUUUGGGAGGGAGUGUCAUAUUCCCAUUAUUUUACAUUUAUCACCUUUAGAUAUUUAUCUUUUAAUUCUCCUCAAUGAAAGCUGAAAAUCCCUGUAUUUUCACUUCUUCCCACUCAUGUACCCAAAUGUAGUUCCUGCAAUACUGUGAGAUCUGUACCCCAGGAGGCCCCAGUAAUUCUGUACCUGCCC